UGUACCGUUUCUCAAGACGACUCAGAAGUCGCUUCAACCGUCUUUGUUAGAAAUAAAUCCAUUGUUUUUUAGCCGGACUCUUUUCGCGGCUGAGAAAAUGUCUUAAUGCGCUCGUAAUCAAAGCGAAAUCGAGGGCAACAAUGCGAGACUGAUAGAUUAACAGAAAAGUAAAAUAGAUUCGAUUUACUUCGUGGACGGAUCACCAGACGAUCCUCGGGUUUUCCCAGUGCCGUCUCAACAUGAUCACGUGAUCGCUUACGACACGUGUACUGUUGAUAAAUUUUGCAGGCAGGCGCAGCUGGGUGAAGUUCACUCAAUGUUAUCGGCAUCGGAAGACUACUCCAUAAUCCGCUGAAAGUUUCGCCGGGUAUAAGUUGCCUAGUUUUGUUUGCCGGCCGGUGAAGAGAAUAUUUGGCUUUACAUCAAAAUGGAGAGAAUUCGAAACGGUGGACCGAAAGCAAAUGGCUUUGCGACGGGGAAAAAGCUAAAUGGAGUUGAUCAACUGGCGUGGCACAAAAUUUCUUACAAAGCAUUGUUCGGCCUUCUCUUUGUCACCCCGGCCCUGGUACAGUAUAGUUUGGGUUUGCCUUAUUGGUGCUAUCCACUAACCUUCGCCGUCUUGUUUCUGCCAGUAUUUGGUGUCUUCAUGGUGGCAUUCAACCGAAUGUGUGUCGCUGAAAGCGGUACGAAAUCAACGAAUGUCAAACGGUUCAUUGAAUUCACAGACCAGGUUCUCGCUUCAAAAUACGCCAAUCGAAAAAUACCAAUGAUAGUCCUUUACGAGGCUUACGCUGAUGGCAAGCUAGACUUCAAAUGUGAUGUGCUAGAAGCUUUAGAAAACCGUCACCAAUUCUGUACCUACGAACUGACAUUUGAACAUAUCAAGUUUUUGCUCUGUAAUUUUAUUCCUGAAGUGAUUUUUCAUUCAAGGAAUCAAGACGCCGAACAAGUUUGUGAUCACUACGACCGUGGCAAUGACUUUUAUCACGGAUUUCUUGGCCCCAUGAUGAUUUACACAUCAGGAAUAUGUAGAGAUGAAACGGAAAAUCUCGAAGAUAUGCAGGUGAACAAGCUGAAGAGCGUGUGCGAAAAGUGUCAGUUGAAAGAAGGCGAGCGGCAUUUAGACAUCGGCUGUGGGUGGGGUACCCUGGUCAAUUAUGCAGCAGAAAAUCACGGAACCUACUCAACUGGCGUUACUAUAGCCAAUCGUCAAGUAGAGUGGGCUGAGGGAGUAGCAGAAGAGAAGAAGCUUGGUAGCCGCAGUAAAUUUCUCUGCCUAGACUACCGUGAUAUACCAAACGUGAAAUUCAACAAAAUCACAUGUCUGGAAAUGGCAGAGCAUGUUGGUGUGAGGAAAUUUCAAUCAUUCCUGGCCCAGGUUCGUGACAUGCUGGAGGAUGAUGGCAUCUUCUUCCUUCAAAUUGCUGGGUUGCGUCGAACCUGGCAGUGGGAAGAUUUCAUUUGGGGUCUGUUUAUGGCAAAAUAUAUCUUCCCAGGUGCAGAUGCAAGCUGUCCAUUGGGUUGGGUUGUCACUCAACUGGAGAAGGCUGGCUUUGAAGUCCAUUCUUCAGAAACCAUUGGGGUACACUACUCGCUGACAAUCAAUCACUGGUACGAUAAUUGGAUGAAGCCCCAAACCCAAGCUGCCAUGACAGAAAAGUAUGGCAGAAUUGUACGAAUCUGGAAUAUUUUCCUGGCAUGGUCAACCAUAAUAGCUCGUCAAGGCAAUUCAACUUGCACUCAGCUGGUAUGCCAUAAAAAUCUAAAUGUGUAUGAUCGCUUGAAAUUGUUCAAGGUGAAAUCUAAGUGAGUACUUUUUAUUCUAGCAUGAAACAAAUCUAGGUGUCUUGUGAAAGAGUCUUGAAUCGUGAUCUAGAAUAUUAAUGUUUGUUAACCUUUGUGACAACUACACAGUUGUCAUGGGGAAUUUUAUCAGCUCAACUACAUUGUGACUUAAAUUUGAAGGGACAAGUUAUUAUUUACAUGAUGAAAAAUGUGUCAAGAUGUACUUGUUAUUAAGUCUCAUCUGCAGUUUAAGCAUAAUUCCAUCAUAACUAAAAAUAAUUUGACACUUUUCUUUUUUAUUUACACCGAUCAUAAUGAUUUGAGUUUUGUUUCUUUACCUCAUUUGAAUUUAUGUUGAACAUCAGUAAUUUUUGGCCAGUUGAACUGGCCAAUGGAAGGAUUUUUUGGAAAAUUAAAAGCAAGUUCUCUGACUGACUUGAGAAUUUUAUUUUACCUAGUCAGAAAUGUGUUUCCACUUUCAUUAGUAUCAAAUUUGAUUUCCUUCAUGUUACAUAUUUAACAAUAUUAGUCCAUUUAGAUUGACAGUUGUCAGAUAGAAUUUUUGAGAAAUGGAAAUUUAACUGGCUCAAACAUCCACAAAGCAUAUAUCUUUCCCUGAGAACUGUUAAAUAUAUGAACAUGUUUGAUGAAAAAACUUGUAAGCUGCUGCAAAACGCUCUCUCUGAUUCUAUUUCUUGAUUAGUUGUGUGAUAGUAACUACACAGUGAAAAGAAAAUAGAGAGUUUUGAAUUUACACAUGAGUAAGCAAAGAGGAAAAUUUACAUUUCAUUACUAAUGGGAAUACAGCUUUUUUUUUUCCUUUCUGCACUGUAAGAUUUACUUUUGAUGAAGAAAUGGGAGGUGGUCAGAUAGAACAGCUGUUUUAUAUAGCAGCAUAACUAUGAUUGAACAACAUCUGUCUAGCUCAUUAGUCACUUACAAUGUUUUGUGAAUAGCUAACCACAUCAAUGACUAUGAGUUAGUCAUUGCCUCAAAAAGUUAAGAAUUUGUUGAGCAAGAAUGGUUUCUAGCGUGAUAUUCUAAGCACAUAUUUUGUGAGAAAUGCCAUGAUAUUUAUUUUAAAACACAGAGGAAUUUCUUUGGAUUGUGUGACUGAAAUUGUAUUUAUGACCACUCCCUUAUUUAAUGGAAUAUAAAAUUAAGUAUACACAAGUGGAUUUGAAUGAAGAUUCUAAAUAAGGGUUUCUGUUCACAUCAGCCAUUUUCAUAUAUCCUAUCAUGGAGAGAUUUUACUUCCUUUAUCAAGUUCAAUGCCUUUGUAGGUAGACUUUUUAUGAUUUCAAUUUUUCUUUCCUCUCUCUUUCACUCCUCUAUUUGUUGAUGUUGUCGUUUUAAAUCAGAAUUUCAAGCUUGCACAGUAUAAAAUGAUUAAAAUAAUUUUCCUUAUCUGUUGUUUUUCAAGCUAUGAACUUAAGACUGUAAGCUACAUUCUACUGAAAAGAAGAUUAUUGUUAUGGUUAAAUUAAAGCAAACCAAUGCCCACCGAUUAAAGUUAUAAAUUGCUUGCUAAUGUAUAGAACAACAUGGAUCGGUGAUUCCCUCAAGGACUAAAUCAAAAUGAUUCCCAUAAUUUUGCUUGAGACUAUUCCUCCGAAAUGGUCUCAAGUCAAUAUAUAUUAGAUUAAUGACAAAUUUGUUCUCUUUUAAGUAAUUUUCUGCUAUCCUUAUUGCAAUCAGUGUUGAUGUAAAAAAUUUAUUUAUUUAAAUCAUCAUCAGUAAAAAUAAUAUUUAUUGGUAAAGUAACUAACAGUAAUUGAAAGUUAGGGAUGAAAGCAUACUUGUAGCAGGUUUAAUUCUGGCGAAAUUUCCUUGAAGAGGAGCAUUUUGGCCCAACUAGAUAAAUUUUUCUUUAAAUAUGAAUUCUUAAAUGUUUUGUUCAGUCUUUCAUUUUGUAUUUACAUUGUGGGGCUGAAAUUUGUUCUGUCAGUUCCUAUACUUGCUUUUGCAGUAUCAAUUGAUUGUUGAUAUUAAAACAGCAAUAAUUUUUUUUCAUGUGAGCUCAACACAGGGAAUUUCCCUAGUGGCAUUUGCUUAGCAUUUAGAAUGAUUGGUCUGUAACUACAUGCUCUCUCUACCAGUUUAAAGAUUUAAGAUUUGAAGUACAUUUUAAUAUCAUUGUUCACAAGCCAGUGUUAUUGUAUAUCUUUAAUUUCUCUGUUUUCAUUUGUGGGUAUGUUAUGGAGUGAUGAAAGUGUGAUUGUUGCUAAGAGAAUGAUACUGAAAUUUGUUUCAUUGGAGGACUUAAAUAAGAAAAUUUGGAGUGCAGUUUUUAAAUGAUCCUGUGCCUUGACUUGAUAACUAAGUAAAGGUGACUUUUCUUUGUGUCUGCAUAUCUUGCUGCAAAAAACUUAGAUUUUUUUAGAAAUCCUAAUGAAAAAUUUACAUACAAAAAUUGAGCAUUUACAAUCAUUGCUUGAAAAGCAUAUGGUAGAACCUCAGUCGACAAUUUGAACUGCAGAUGAAAAUUAAUACAGUUCACAGUACUAGGGAAUUUGUUGAGUUGAUUGACUGCAAAAUGCACGUCAAGGGAGAAUCCAUUCAAGUUAUUGAGGUUCCACCACAUGUAGAGGUGAUAACUAUCAUAGUAUUCUGAGUGCUUACUUGCACUUAUUGUAAGGAAGAGCAGUUUUCUUGGCUGUGCCAAGUUGUAAAAUAUUGCUCAUGAAAAGUAUGGCUGUGGGCUAAAACUAGCAUAACUUAGUUGUAGUCAUGAUACAAAAGUGUGGCAAAAAAUACUAACAGCUGGGCUAAAAGAAAGUAUUCUUGCUGGCAAGAAUAUCUCCUGUGUUUUUUCCAACACCUUUGUAUCUUGGAUUUUUGUCAACUGAAUCAACAAUACCAUAGUGUUACUGGCAGUAAAACUCUUACUGUACAGGACAAUGUGCCAUGCAUGUGAAUUGAAAUUCAUUUAUUUUUAUUAUUAAUAGUGGUAUGUGACUUACUUAUGAUGCCUAUACUUGAUGCUAGAUUAUAUUUCUGUUAUGUUAUCAGUAAUGUUACAGUUCUUACAUAAUGCUAUAUUUUUAUGUAAAGCGGAUUAUUGCAUGUUGCUUGGGAUAUUUUUCACAAAGACCAGAUUUGGUCUUCAGACGCAGGCUUUUUGUACUUUUUAAGUUUCUCAUGAAAGAUUUUCAGUUCAGUAAAAGUAAUUUUAAUUUCAAAGAACUGUCGUUCAAGAUUCCAUACUAGUCUUUCCUUUUCUGGGUGUAACAGUGAAAUUUUUCAAAUAUUUCAGUGCUUUGGUAUGGCAAAAAUACCAUAUUAAGGAGAGACUGUAAUUAGUAAAUGGUAUUUAUAUGAUGGAACUGAUUCUAUUCCAAAAGGAGAUUCAGCUGUAUUUAUCCUGAGGGUUGUCAAAAAGAUUUUGAGCAACUGGACUACUUCCUAAAGUAGGCAGCAUUAGAGGUCAAAAGCUCCAGGCAAGGGCUAUGGGAACCACCAGCUUUUGGAAUAGCCAAUGUGUUUUUCAGAGCAGAUUGUAAAAUACACCAGUUGCCAGCUUCUUUUGACAACCCUGACUUUAGUUUGUUGUAGUAGAAAAAUUUCAGUGUAAUCUUUAUUGGAGGAUCUUGUUGAUAACUUUUUUUCAAUCGCAAUCAAGAACUGAAGAAAGCUUUCUGGUUAGAGCAAAUCGUUGAAAAGUUUUUGAAUGAGUGCUAGUCAAGUAAUGUGGUUCUAAAAACACCCAAGGGACUUGCAAGAAUUAUUUCACCAAUCACAAUGUAAAUUGACUCCUAGCAUUUUCCACAUCUCUAUCUAGUUUCAGUUAUUUUCGUAGCCAGAAAACUAUUUAUUUGGUACUCUAGGAAAAUGAUAACACAAAGUUUAAACCUCUGGUUCAAAUUUGGUAUUUAAAGUUAUGCUUUGCAAUCCUGGAGUCAACCACAGAGUUACAAAGGGUUUUGUUCUGUACAACUCUUUUAUUUACUGUAGUUUUUGUUAAACAUUUCAAUACCCAAAAUAUACUUAAUAUCUAUUUAUAAUGCAGGUCUUAAUUAAGGAUUAAUUUAAAUGAGGAUCAGGAAAGGGGGAUUUUGGUGGAAGUGAAAAUAAAUGUUUUAUUAAGGAAUCAAAUAAACUGAUAAUAUUAAUGACAUUAUUAAUUUUCUUGGUGCUUGUAAUUUUAUGUGUAGCAUCUUUAGAAACUUUAAUCUAAGUGUGCUUUAAUUUGGUUUGAAAUAAAUUUAUUGUGUGAAGCA
Messenger RNA from Pocillopora damicornis (cauliflower coral), 6005 nucleotides. RefSeq lists its product as uncharacterized. The record is from RefSeq and is a predicted model, not a curated record. Lineage: Eukaryota; Metazoa; Cnidaria; Anthozoa; Scleractinia; Pocilloporidae. Gene Ontology annotation, biological process: cellular response to biotic stimulus.